Medicago truncatula (barrel medic) is the source of this 2887-nucleotide messenger RNA. RefSeq names its product receptor-like protein kinase FERONIA. NCBI's taxonomy places the organism in Eukaryota, Viridiplantae, Streptophyta, Magnoliopsida, Fabales, Fabaceae. Gene Ontology annotation, biological process: protein phosphorylation. The transcript has a single exon. The coding region runs from base 105 to 2786 and encodes 893 amino acids. The record is from RefSeq and is a predicted model, not a curated record. Gene Ontology annotation, molecular function: ATP binding; transmembrane receptor protein tyrosine kinase activity.
UAUUUAGGUAAACACCAUUUGAUUGUCAUUUUGAUGUUGAAAGUUCAAACAUUAUUUUCCCAUCCAAUAUACACGUUUCCCCCUCAAUAAAUGCAACUUCUUGCAUGGCAAACUUCAACAAAAAUUCUUUAGCUAUGGCCAACCUCCUAAAGAACAUAGUUCCUAGUAAAAUCACCCUACUGUCUAGUAAUUUGUUUCUCCUUCAUCUUUUGUUGUUCCCUCUAGAGGUUAACAGCUUGUAUGAUAUUUUAGCAGUGAAUUGUGGCCACUUCAACGAUACUAUCUUUGAAAAUCGAACAUGGGUUGGGGACAGGGAUAACACCAAAUUAUUCUCUAUCAUUGAACCACAAACCGAACUCCCGUCUUUCAAAGCCAAAGCUAAUCCUAACUCUGAUGCUGUUAAGCGAAUUCCCUUCGCCUCUGCACGUAUUUCUUUUUCGAAUUUCACAUUCUCCUUUUCUUCCAUCACCAAUGGCCCUAUUUUUCUUCGCCUCUAUUUUUAUCCAACAUCGUAUUCGUAUCAACACAUUGAAACCUCCAACGCCCUCUUCACAGUCAAAGUAGGAACCAACCUUACCCUUCUCAAAGACUUUAAUCCCUCGCUUUGGCUUUCAAACGAUAGCAAGACAAUCACCAAAGAAUAUUGCAUACAAAUUGCUCCAAAUGAGAAGCUAAACAUAACUUUCAUUCCCAAAAAUACAAACACAAACCAAUUAAAUGGUUUAGCUUUCAUCAACGGAAUUGAGAUUGUGUCUAUGCCUUCUUUUCUCUAUUACACUAAUCUCAGUGACACGAACUACCAUUUAAAGAUACUUGAUUUUGACAGCGGUGAAUACCAGAUUCUUAACAACAAAGCUAUGGAAACAGUUUAUAGAGUCAACGCUGGUGAAAAUCAAGUUCCACCAAAUUAUGAUACAGGUAUGUUUCGCAAUUGGGACAAUGAUUUUCCUCGUUACUUGGAGAAAGAAUAUCCACUUAGUGUAUCAAGUUAUUUUGGACAUCAUCUAAACUAUUUAAACAAUACCAUUUCAAAUUACACUGCACCAGAAGCUGUUUACUUAACUGCGAGAAGUUAUGGAAUGGAUGCAACAAAGGAUUACAAUGUAACUUGGAAUUUUGAAGUUGAUUCUUCUUUUACUUAUAUGGUAAGAUUACAUUUUUGUGAGUUUGAAAUGACGAUAAGAGAUCAAGGUGAUAGAGUCUUUCAGAUUUUCAUAGCUAACAUUCUAGCUGAGGAAAAAGCUGAUGUGAUAAGGUGGAGUGGUGCUCGUAUGGUUCCUACUCAUAAGGAUUAUGUUGUGCUUAUGUACUCUCAAGAAGGAAGCUCUCAAAUUGAAAGAGUUAAUCUUUCAAUCAAGCUUCGACGAGCACCAGAAACUAUACACACAAUAUAUCGUGAUGUCCUGCUGAAUGGAAUUGAGAUUUUCAAAAUAAGUGAUAAAACUAAUCUUGCAGGGCAAAUUUCAAAAUUCAUUGGUCUAUCUCCCCGGCAUCAAGAAUUUUCAACCCAGUCGUCAAAAAAAAUUAAGAUCACCACAGCUUUUGUUGUUGUUAUUGCAAUUUCAGGCCUCACGCUAACAAUUGUUGUGGGUAUCACUAUUUUUUGGCUAAGGAGAAGGUUACACAAUGCCAUGGCAGAUAAUUCGUGUAAGACAAAGAACAUAGAGUUAUUAUCUCUGCAGCCGCAUUUGUGUCGCUACUUUACAAUCGCGGAGAUCAAAGCAGCCACAAACAACUUUGACAAUGAUUUCAUCAUCGGAUUUGGAGGGUUUGGGAACGUGUACAAAGGUUGUGUCGAUGGAUCCACACCUGUUGCGAUAAAACGCCUCAAAUCAGGCUCUCAACAAGGUGCCAACGAGUUCAUGAACGAAAUCGAGUUGCUCUCCCAGCUUCGCCACAUUCACUUGGUGUCCCUUGUAGGAUAUUGCAAUGACAACACAGAGAUGAUUCUGGUUUAUGAGUUCAUGCAGCACGGUACUCUCUGCGAGUAUCUGUAUGGUUCCAAUAAUCAGCCCCUACCAUGGAAGCAGAGGCUUGAGAUCCUAUUGGGUGCAGCGAGAGGGCUGAAUUAUCUUCAUUCUGAGGUGAAGCACAAGAUAAUACAUCGUGACGUAAAGAGCACCAACAUACUGUUGGAUGAGAAAUGGGUAGCUAAGGUUUCUGAUUUCGGGUUAUCCAAGGUGGGACCUACAGGAAUAACGACUACCCAUGUCAGCACGAUGGUGAAGGGGAGCCUUGGAUAUUUGGAUCCCGAAUACUAUAUGCUCCAAAGGCUAACUCUAAAAUCUGACGUGUACUCGUUUGGUGUGGUGCUUCUUGAGGUGUUGUGUGCUAGACCACCUUUGGUUCGUGAUUUGGAUAAGAAUACAGCUAGUCUAGUUUGUUGGUUUCAAAAAUGCCAUAAUGAAGGUGUGGCGAUUGAACAAAUAGUCGAUCCAUUCUUAAGGGAUUCUAUCACAGUUGAGUGCUUGAAAUAUUAUUGCAAGUUGGCGUUAAGUUGCUUGCAUGAUGAUGGGACUCAACGACCCUCAAUGAGUCAAGUGGUUGGGGGUUUAGAGUUUGCAUUGCAAUUGGUAGUGAGUGAAGAAGAUAGCCAAUUUGGUAUGACCCAAAAAGAUAGGACAUAUAUGAGUGAUGAAUGGAGUGACCUGCAUUUUAUGAGAUCGCACACCUACAAGGAGAGCACAGUCUCAGCGAGGCUAGGUACUCGAGAACAGCCUUUCUCUGGGAUUGGGAAUCAAAGAACACGGUCGUAUUCAUGCCAAAACUUCAAAAUUUAUAUUUAGCGGUUACAUGGAACACUCUUUUAUACAUGCAAGUAUAGUGUAAACAUGUAUAAUGUAAAACGAAAUAAUUUUUGCACAGCAUAAAAGAUGUUGUUUGAUCA